GUAACGUAAUUUCCGCUUCCGUGCGGAAGAAAAUGAUGCAUUUUAAGCUUCAAUUGAGAUCUUGAGUGUUUGUUUACAGCGACAAAGCAAACAUCUGGGCUAGUGAAAACAGACGGAGUAACCGUAGACUGUGGACAGCUCUGAUACAGGAAUAUCUUUGAACCCGUGGAUGGAAGUGGACAGGACCCGGGUCAUGGGUCCAGAAAGAGUGUUGCCGAGCUCGGAGGAGGAGCUGGGUCAGGAGAGACUGUCAGAGCCCGCAGCUGAUGAGUGGAGCGGUGAGGACGGUGAGGAAGAGGACGGAGCCCCGGGGGAGGAAGAGGAGGACAGUGCGGGUUAUUAUUAUCAACCACUGAACCAGGAGCCUGAUGGUGUCUCUAACACACCGCUGGAUCACACCGACACGCCAACACACGCCGAUCAACUGCAAGAGGUUCAGGAGAGGAUAGAGGCCAUGGGCUUGUUCCUGCCUCAGCCACCAGCUCCAGACAGUGAUGAGGAGGAGGAUCCUGAAGCAGCUGCUGCACACCACAGCCACGCAUCCAUUCCUAUGGAUCCCGAUCAUGUUGAGCUUGUGAAAAGAACCAUGGCAGCAGUGAACUUGCCCUCUCUGGGGAUCCCUGCCUGGGCUCGUGAGAUUUCAGAUGACCAGUGGAAGGACAUGGUGCAGAAGACUCUCCAGUCUCGUCAGAGCUCAGCAGGCCUCUUACUGCAACGCAAAUGAUCUCAAGGCCUUUAUCAUGUUCCCCUUGCAGCUCACAUUUUCAUCCACAAUAAAGCAUCAGAAGAGCCUGUAAGGUCAUGUGAUUGAGGUGGUCUAAGAAUAAUUGUUUAUUAUAUAUCGUAUUUGUUUAAAAUUAAAUGUACUUGAUACCACGAUGCACAGGGUUCGACAUAUUUUAGGAUCGUUAAUGUGGCUCCUAAACAUUCCCUCAUUAACUUCUGUGUUGAAUGGCAAUGUAAAAUCUAGACCACUUAAUUUUCCUUUUGCUUUCGGUAUCAUUCAAUUCAGUUCAAUUUCAUAUUAAAGUCCUUUUACCGUCUCCUAAUAAUGACAAUAUUCACAUGCUUAAGUGACUUAAAAUCUUCUGCAGCUUAUUGAUGCGUAUGUCCUGCACAUUCACAAGUGUAUUUUUGUCUUUCAUUUUUUUAACUUUAUUUUUUUCUGUACAUACAUGAACAUCUGUACAAAAUAUGACUUUCAUAGUAUGUAAUGCUCUGCCUAAUUAAAGUACAACAUAUGUACAUAUGACCCGGAAAGCAGCUUAAGAGUAGUGUUAGACUUGGGAAAGGGAGGGGUGGGGAGAGAAAGAGGGGACAAGGGUGGAGAGACCCAUCCUUUCAUAAAGUUCUUCUACAGCACAUGUAUAUGCCAGACAACAUCCACAAGUCCAGUCUACAGCUAGUGCCAUCUUGCGUUCAGGAUUUCUGGUGUAAAAUUAAGAUGACAUUCCCUUGAAGUGAACUGAAGACUCUGGACAUAGAUAUCUGUGGUAGUUUAUUUUGCCAAUUAUAUAUAUGUACAACUUUUUUUUUCUAUCCAUCAUCAUUCAUUAAGAUAACAGAUUAUUUAAUGUGCUGUAGCAGGUAAAUAUUAUAGCCAAGCAUCAACAAGUGUCUGGCAGCCUUUUCAAGGAGUGCCUAUUUUCUUGGAAUGAUCAGAAUGAGCGAUAAUUCACUCUACAAUUGACCAGAGGCUACUGUUCAACAGGUAAAGGCAAAUGAAAGAAAAACACGAUCUCAGUGAGAGGUGGAAGGAAAAAUGGUUAGGGGAUGUGACAAGCAAGGCUGCAAACCUAAGCAAUAUACAGAAUAUACAAUUAUUUGGAGUAAUAACUGCAGCCUGUCUGUUACCCAUAUAAGUGCUGCUUGGAAAGUUAAACAAGCAUUUCUUGUCUGCUUUACUGUCAUAAUAUGGAUUGAAAAGCAUUCAACCAGAACCAACCAGUCUUCUUUCCAGAAAUAUUGCUUAGGCUCCUUAAGAGAUGCAUAACUUAAGACAAAAGGUAGAGAUGAGUGAAAAGACAUUCCUAUGCUUACAUUGGACUAACGUUUCCCACUUGACAAGCAAGUGGAACUAUGGGAGUUUUUUUAACGUCAAACUGUAAACUCUUAAGACAAGUAAGAUGUUAAAAAAGGUUAGGCUAGAAGAUAAAAAAUAGCAGUUUAAAGGGAACUGUUAGGAUUUCUUUGUAAUCCAUUAAAAAAAAAAAAAAAAAAAAAA
Messenger RNA from Hemibagrus wyckioides, 2224 nucleotides. It is a transcript of the gene mea1, whose product is annotated as male-enhanced antigen 1. NCBI's taxonomy places the organism in Eukaryota, Metazoa, Chordata, Actinopteri, Siluriformes, Bagridae. Gene Ontology annotation, biological process: spermatogenesis. The record is from RefSeq and is a predicted model, not a curated record. The coding region runs from base 170 to 724 and encodes 184 amino acids. The transcript has 4 exons.